AUGGGUCUACUUUCUCUCCCCCCAGAGAUUGUUGAUAGAAUAUGUAAACUCUUCUGCACUCACUGUCAGACUGAGCCCCUCUCCCACUCCCCCCACGAACAAGACCUGGUCACAUCUUGUCCAAGGAAAAUCUGGGAGCACAAUACCCAAAAAGCCAAAGCCCUCCUCAGUCUCUCUGAGACAUGUCAAGCGCUGAACACACUUACUAUGCCCCAUCGCUAUCACCGCAUCGAACUCAAGAGCGACCUCCUCUAUAUAAAGGAAUUUAUCGCACACAUCAGAGGUCGUCGGCAUGAUGCCUUCAGACAUGUUCGCAGCCUCAGCUUCGCCUAUACAAAGGAUAUGGACGACUGUCGCAAUCAAAUUCCGGAUAGCAUAAAACCUCGUUUCAAUUUCUUCAACAUGGUGUUGCGUCAUGUGCCACACAUUCAGAUUCUACACAUACGCCUCAACUUGGAGCAUGAAAUCAAGGUCCCCAGACGAACAACGCUAGAGUCACUGCGAUAUCUACACAUUGAGCGUGCCUAUGAGGAGUCAGACGACUUCCCCCCCAGCCUACAUAUCUACGAUGUGCUCCGACAGGCACCCAAGAUCCACACAUUGGUCAUCCAAAUCACCAGGUUGUCCUGGUCGUUCGGAUCAGGGGAACUUGAAAAUGUCAAGAGUCUCAAACUUGUCAAUACCGUGGUUAAGCCGGAGAUCCUCGAAAAGAUCCUCGAAUCAUGCAUACAGCUUGAAUCAUUCGUGUUCAUCUUUUUCAUAAAGAUGCGUGACUGGCUGAAUUUGCGAGUGAGUGAUCUUACUACGCCCCGAACGCUGCCGCAUGUGCUUUCCUUACGACAAGAAACGCUGCGGUAUGUUGAGCUUUAUUGGGAGCCGUAUACAUGGAGCAGCAAAGCGGUGGUCGUAGGUAGUUUCAAGGGCUUGACCAACCUUGAGACGCUGAUCCUUGGAGGUCCAGGGUUCCGCUUCGAGCAAGCUAGGAACUUUAAGCCGUUCAAGACAUGCCUUGUCGAUCUCCUGCCACGAUCGAUCCGCCGCUUCGCCAUUGACUCGUAG
Messenger RNA from Fusarium tjaetaba, 1059 nucleotides. RefSeq lists its product as uncharacterized. Bases 1 to 1059 code for a protein of 352 amino acids. The record is from RefSeq and is a predicted model, not a curated record. The transcript has a single exon. NCBI's taxonomy places the organism in Eukaryota, Fungi, Ascomycota, Sordariomycetes, Hypocreales, Nectriaceae.